GAAUUUCAUUCCGUUCAUUACAUUUUUGCACUUGUUUUUUUGGAAACCUAUUUUUCAUGUGCAUCAACCUUUGCCGGGGAUAGAAGGGUCAUUGUCAAACAUUCGGCGAAGGCCGGAGUACACAAAACCAUCAACUCACGAUUAGGUUUGGAGGGUUCCUGGAAGGGAUAUGAUUCAUCAAACGAUAACGAGUGUGCAACGCAACAUUAAUAGGAAAGGGUUCUGUGUUUUUUUUUGAUUAAGUAAACUCAUUUGCGUCACCCGCUUUUUUGUGACGAGGAGAACGGUCUUUCGUGAGUCUGUGGCUCUAAACUUCCCAAGUAUCGGUGCGUCCUUGAAAGCUGAAACUCUCGUGUGGGGACAGCACGAAAAGCAAGCUUUGAAGAAAGCAUCAAUGAAUUAGAGCGAGAGCAACAGUACUUGGCCGAUGGUGGUUGUGUUGGCUCCGAAUGGGGGAGGUGAUGUGCGGGCAGAAUAAAGUUGAAUCAAAAGAAACGCGAGGCAUUUAUUUCGCAUUGGAGUAGAAGAAGAAACCAUUCAAUGUCAUGAAAGCGACAGUAGGUACGACAGUGUGUGAUUGUGCUGAUGAUUUAAAGCAAGGUGUUUUUAGUGUUUGUUGUUAGUGUAUUGUGCCGCGCCGUGUGCUAGAGAGAGAGAGAGUGUGUGUGCGGUGUGUGCUGCGCGUACCUGUGCGUACGGUUUCGUGCAGGUGUUGCGGUGGUGGUGGUGGUGGUGGUGGUAGUGGGUUGCGCAGGGUUUAGACACAUUACCCUUCGCAAACUGCUCAUUGCAUCCCAAAGUCCCCCCCGCUCCCCAAAACCAACUCUCUGAGGCUGAGGGUUUCCGGAGCUGCUGCAGCAUAGCGACGACGGACGCGCGCGCGGUCCAACGCACACUUUCUAUCUCGGACGGAAAACGGGAUCAUCAUCAGUGAGAAACCAUGUCGGACAAAAUCAGAGUAGCCGUGCGGGUUCGCCCCUUCAACCGGCGAGAACUCGAACUGGCCACAGAAAACGUGAUAGAAAUGAAUGGUACACAGACGAUUUUGAAAUAUCCUGCCAGCCUAGAUAAAAUGGAAAGGAAGCCGCCGAAGAUCUUCGCUUUCGAUCACUGCUUCUACUCGACCGAUGCGAACGCGAACAACUUUGCGUCACAGGAGCUGGUCUUCAACAACAUCGGUCGGGACAUACUGGAGAACGCGUUCCAGGGCUACAAUGCGUGCAUCUUCGCGUACGGCCAGACCGGCUCGGGCAAAUCGUACACGAUGAUGGGCAGCCAGGACAGCAAGGGCAUCAUACCGCGGCUGUGCGACGAGCUGUUCGCCUCGAUCGCCGCCAAGCAGACGGACGAGCUGAACUACAAGGUGGAGGUCUCGUACAUGGAGAUCUACAACGAGAAGGUGCACGAUCUGCUCGAUCCAAAGACGGCCAAACAGUCGCUGAAGGUGCGCGAGCACAACGUGCUCGGACCGUACGUCGAUGGACUGUCGCAGCUGGCAGUUACGUCCUUUCUGGACAUCGAUAACCUGAUGGCAGAGGGCAACAAAUCGCGUACGGUUGCAGCAACGAACAUGAACUCGGAAUCGUCCCGGUCGCAUGCAGUGUUCACCGUUGUGCUGACGCAGACACUAAUCGACACGCUGUCCGGGGUUACCGGCGAGAAGGUGUCGCGCGUGUCGCUGGUCGAUCUGGCCGGUAGCGAGCGGGCGGUGAAAACUGGCGCCGUCGGCGACCGGCUGAAGGAGGGCUCAAACAUCAACAAAAGUCUUACCACGCUCGGUCUGGUGAUAUCGAAGCUGGCCGACAGUACGGGCGGCAAGAACAAGGACAAGUUUGUGCCGUACCGCGACUCGGUGCUAACGUGGCUGCUGAAGGACAAUCUCGGCGGCAACUCGAGGACGGUGAUGUUGGCCACACUGUCACCGGCGGCGGACAAUUACGAGGAGACGCUGUCCACGCUCCGGUACGCGGAUCGGGCGAAGCGAAUCGUCAACCACGCGGUGGUGAACGAAGAUCCGAACGCGCGCAUCAUCCGCGAGCUGCGCAAAGAGGUGGAAACGCUGCGCGAGAUGCUGAAGCACGCCACGGGCAGCAACUUUGGCGACAUGAAGCGCGUCGACAUUCACGAUAAGCUAGCAGAGAGCGAGAACCUGAUGAAGCAGAUUUCGCAGACGUGGGAGGAGAAGCUGGAGAAGACGGAACAGAUCCAAAGCGAGCGACAGCAGGCGCUGGAGAAGAUGGGCAUUAGCGUGCAGGACAGUGGCAUCAAGGUGGAGAAGAACAAGUACUAUCUGGUCAAUCUGAACGCGGAUCCGUCGCUGAACGAGCUGCUGGUGUACUACCUGAAGGAGGAAACGCUGAUCGGUGGCCGCAGCAGCAGUGGCAGCAAGCAGCCCGACAUUCAGCUCCUCGGGCUCGGCAUCCAGCCGGAGCACUGUCUCAUCACGAUCGAGGACGGCGAGCUGUACAUGGAUCCGAUCGAGAAUGCGCGCUGCUACGUGAACGGAUCGGUCGUGAGCGACAAAAUGGCGCUGCACCAUGGCGAUCGUAUCCUGUGGGGCAACCAUCACUUUUUCCGCGUCAACUGUCCAAAGUCGGCCACAAACAGCACGGCACUGGGUGCCUCGGAACCGCAGACACCGGCACAGCACAUGGAUUACUACUACGCGCAGGAAGAGCUGAUGCAGAACGAGCUGAGCAACAAUCCGAUUCAGGCGGCUAUCUCGCGGCUCGAGAAGCAGCACGAGGAGGACAAGCAGGUGGCGCUGGAGAAGCAGCGGCAGGAGUACGAGAAGCAGUUCCAGCAGCUGCGCAACAUCCUGUCGCCGACGACUCCCUACGCACCGUACGCACCGUACGAUCCGUUCCGGCUGGGCAAGCUGCCACCGAACACGCCGACGGCGCAGCUGCGCGUCGAGAAGUGGGCGCAGGAGCGGGACGAGAUGUUCAAACGAUCGCUGGGCCAGCUGAAAACGGACAUCGUGCGGGCGAACGCGCUCGUGCAGGAAGCCAACGUGCUAGCGGAGGAGAUGGACAAGCAGACCAAGUUCAGCGUUACGCUGCAGAUUCCGCCGGCCAAUCUCAGCCCGAACCGGAAGCGCGGUGCGUUCGUGAGCGAACCGGCCAUUCUGGUGCGGCGUAUGAACUCGGGCAGCCAGAUCUGGAGCAUGGAGAAGCUCGAGAACAAGCUGAUCGACAUGCGCGACAUGUACCAGGACUACAAGGAGCGCCACCAGGCCGCGAUGGAGGAGGCGAAGGCAAAGUCGGAUCCGUUCUACGAGUCGCAGGAAAACCACAACCUGAUCGGUGUGGCAAACAUCUUUCUGGAGGUGCUGUUCCACGACGUGAAGCUGGACUACCACACGCCGAUCAUCAGCCAGCAGGGUGAGGUGGCGGGCCGGCUGCAGGUGGAGAUAAGCCGCGUGGCCGGCACCUUCCCGCAGGAUCGUAUGUGCGAGUCGGCCUCCGAGAGCUCGGCGGACAGCCACGAGGACGAUGAGGACUCGCCGGACACGCCAUCACCGCCGCCGCCCACCAACAGCAAUCAGAUCAGCUGCCGUAUCAGCAUCAAGCAAGCGUCCGGGCUGCCGCUCUACCUGUCCAACUUUGUGUUCUGCCAGUACUCUUUCUGGAACCACGAGGUGGCGGUAGUGCCGGCGACCAAUCAGGAGGUAGCCGGCCACAACCAAAACAUAACGUUCAAGUUCGACCACGAAGCGGACUACAUCGUGACGAUGAACGAGGAGUUCCUCGAACACUGCUCGGACGGUGCGCUCUCGAUCGAGGUGUGGGGACAUCGAUCGGUCGGAUUCUCCCGCAUGAAGGACUGGGAGGUGGAGCAGCAACAGGCCAAGGCCCGCUCGCUGGCCGACCGUUGGGCGGAGCUGUCGCGUAAGAUCGAGCUGUGGGUGGAGAUCCACGAGCUGAACGACAAUGGUGACUGGGCGCCGGUAGAAGUACAGUGCGCCCGGGACAUGCUGACUGGCGGCGUGUACCAGCUGCGGCAAGGGUUUCAGCGGCGCGUGAUGGUGCGUGUGAAGCCGGUGCAAAACUCUGGCACCCUGCCGAUCAUCUGCCAGUCGAUCAUCAACGUAUCGAUGGGAUGCGUAACCGUCCGCUCGAAGCUGCAAAAACCGAUGGACUCGUACCAGGAGGAAGAUCUGACCGUGCUGCGAGACAAGUGGAGCGAAGCGCUCGGACGCCGACGGCAGUAUCUGGACCAGCAGAUCCAGCGAUUGAUCAACAAGGACGACAAGACGGAACAGGAGAAGGAACGCGAGCAGAGCCUGGUGAACCAGUGGGUCUCGCUGACAGAGGAGCGAAAUGCCGUACUGGUUCCGGCUCCCGGGUCCGGCAUUCCGGGGGCACCCGCUUCCUGGGAUCCACCGCUCGGCAUGGAACCGCACGUUCCUGUCCUGUUCCUCGAUCUCAACGCGGAUGAUCUGUCGACGCAAGGCCUCUCGAACGAUGAGGUUCCGAUGGCCGGGCUGAACUCCAUCCUGCCGAAAGAGCAUGGCAACAAGUUCUACAACUUGCAGAUAAUCCAGCACCUGGACAAGGACAUUUGUGCUAUUUGCAGCUGGGACUCGUCCAUCCACGAUUGUGCGGCAUUGAACCGUAUCACGGAAGCAAACGAGCGCGUCUAUCUGAUACUGAAGACGACCGUACGACUUUCGCAUCCGGCGCCAAUGGACCUGGUGCUGCGCAAGCGACUGGCCCUGAACAUUUACAAGCGCCAGAGCUUCACCGAUCGGCUGAAGAAGCUGCGCAUCGGACGGGCGGAGUCACUGUCGCUGCAGUCGGGCGUAACGUACGAAGUGGUGUCCAACAUUCCGAAGGCAUCGGAGGAGCUGGAAGAUCGCGAGUCGCUCGCACAAAUAGCCGCCACCGGGGACGAUUGUUCGGCAAGCGAUGGUGAAACCUACAUCGAAAAAUAUACCAAAGGAGUAUCGGCCGUGGAGAGCAUUCUGACGCUUGAUCGGCUACGACAGAGCGUUGCGGUGAAGGAGCUGGAGCAGGUCCGCGGACCGGCACUUUCUAUGCGCAAGACGGCCAGUGUGCCGAACUUCUCACAGAUGCGAUUCUUCGAUGCCUCGUUCGAAUCGUUGUUGAGCAUUGGACGUUCGGAAUCGUACGCUGACUUGAAGAUGGGUCUUAACAAUGCGCAAAGCACCCGCGAAACAGCGAACAGCAGGCAAAAGAUGAAGAACAACAACGGCGAGGAAUCGUCCAGUUCGGGUUACGGUGCAGCGUCCCCGGCCGCCAGUAAGUUGGCUCAACGGAUGACGACACUACACGAGGAGCCGCUUAUCAAGCAGAUUUGCUACGAGGAAGAGGGUGAAGACCACUUCAGCGAGCCGGACUAUCCCGAAUACAACGAUUUCUACGAACAGCCGAUGGGCAAGAAGCCGUCGCUGUCGAAGAUGAAAUCAUCGUACACGGUUGAAUCGUUCAUUGACAUCGACAAGCGCAGUCAAUCGGCCGGCGGUGAAGGCAUGAACUCGGCUGGUGGAAAGUUUGCAAGCAAGACGAAGGCAGAGUCAGCAUCGAUGGGUGGAAUCUCGUCGGCGCCAGUCUCUGGCGGCAGUGCAGGUGGCCCUGGAGCGAAAUAUCAAACCAUGACACCUAGCAUGAGCUCGUCCACCUCAAGCGGUUACGGAUCGCAGGCCGUAUCGUGCAGUAACCUCACCAACGAUGACACCUAUUCCAUCCGAUCAAUGAGCGUCGGAGAAACGCCAGAUACUAUGUCACCGUCCAACAAAAUGCAAGAACAAAUCAUGUCUACUAGCAGCAGCACCAAUGCCAAAUCGGAGGAGGAAUCAGUGACCUCUCCGACGACCUCAACGACCGCUUCUGAGCACACGCUGAUGGCGGAAAGCAUGGACAGCUAUAGCAGCAGUCCCACGACGCGGGCCCCGCUCGGUGAAAUGCCGAAGCGUGUCAACCCAUUCCUGAAGGAUGCCAAUAUCGAAGCAUUUGACGAUAGCAGUGCCCAACUCGACGCUGCUAAAGAUGAGCAGCCGCAGCAGCAAGCAUCGGAGGAGGACGAAGGACUCGGCGGCGAACAGAGUCAGUCCGAAUCGACGACGACAAUGAGCGACUCCACGCAGAUGGUUGAUGAAAGCGAAGAAAGCGAUCAUAGCUCAGCUAACACCAAACACUCCUCAGAUGUGAUGGAAAGCAGCUUCUCCUCGACACCGGGCAAGCAGGAGAUCAUCCCGGAUUGGGUUGUUGUGGGCGAGUCCGUGCUAAUAAGACCGUAUAACACCAGCGGAGUGAUAGCGUUCGUUGGCGCUACACAUUUCCAGGGAGGAACUUGGAUUGGGGUGGAGCUGGACACGCCUACCGGCAAAAAUGACGGUACUGUGCAAGGCAUCCAGUACUUCGAUUGCCGCCCAAAGCACGGAAUUUUCGUGCGCGUCGAUAAACUGAUCCUGGACAAGCGUGGCCGAGCGAUGCGCGAGCUGAAAAAGGCAGAAAAGAUGAAAGCGGAACUUGCUGGUGGCAAGGGAGGACAAAGGCCACUGACCGGCGGCACCGGAACGGCAACGAAUGGACCACGCAAAUGAUACGCGUUCAAUCGUGGUCUCAGCAGCGCUCAGUGUUCGUCGAGGCCGUUCACGGGCCGGAAGCGGUUUGUGCCGAAAUCUGCCUCCGUUGCAGCAUUUAACCGCGGUAAGUAAAGGACAUCUCGCGUACAGUACACAGUCGGGUUGCCGGUGGCGCAAGGAAGCGGAAACGCCAGAGGGACGGAGAGCUGGGAAAAGCCCAGUACAGCGAUUUUUGCAAUCUUCAUACGCUCGUCAGCUUAUUCAGCCCAUCAGUACCUUCGGAAUGGCAGAAUCGCAGGAAGAAUUGCAAAGAGUCAUUUGAACGGAACGUGUGGGGGGUUACACAGCCACAGGCCCGACGAUGCAGAAUCCAUCCCUUCUAUCAUGAAGUUUGCUUGAUAUUUUGAUGAGAUGCUUUUUUCCUAUACAUUGACGUAGAACUAGAAGCUCGCGACCGAGUAGCAGUGACCGAUAGAGGCACUAGAGGCACUAGAGACAUACGCAUUAAUAGAGUCAUGCCGCGAACGCUCUUCUACCGCUCUAGAUAGUGAAUGGGAUACUACUACUCACCAUCAUGGCCAAUCUGGCACGAUACGUGUGGGGAAGAGGGGGGAUGUUGGGGUCAUACAGUAAGCUGUAUGAUGCUACCUCCCUUCCUCCUCAUUAUCGUGCGAUGGUAGAGGGUGCAAAAUUAAGGUAAUCUUAUCAAAUUACAUACAUUUUACAACUACUCAUACCAUUAUCAAAAAAGAUGUGCGAUAAACCGGCCGACCGGUGGAAGUAAAGUGAAGGAUAGUAUCUAGUUUUACACGUCACGCUGGCGAAGUAGUAGAGUGAGCGUACGGCGGCCGAGUCAGUAGGCAAAAUGAAUCGAGCGUUUCUCACACAUGUCCAUUUCUUACACAUGUCGUUUUGCAUAAAUGCAUCUGUAUGUUAGUUGCUGCACCUUGGUGUGAUCACACAAAAGUACCAGCCAAAAAACGAAACAAAAACACACACACAAUACAAGACAGGCAAAGUACUCAUACGAAACCGUUGAACCGAGUUGCUUGCCGAUCUCACAGCUCGCGCGGAAACUGAAGUUGUUUGUUUGAACCGCAAGCGUUUACGCCUUUCGAUAGGCAUUUUCGAACUGUUUGAACCCGAUUCCAUCCCGCUUUCGAUAGAAAACUAAAAAAGUUGAAACACAAUCUCUACACGUUUUUCGUCCGUUCAAUGUGAAGCUGUCGCUGAAGUGGGAGAAGUAGAAAGCAGUCGCCGAGGAGGAGGACGAGGAGGUAGUAAAACAAAGCAAAAGCUAACGUACCAUUUCCUGAGUGUAGUACAUUUUCUAUAUAUUAUGUUAGUGGGAAAAGAAGUAGAGCACAGGGGGGUUCUAGCAGUUUGCAGUUUGUUAGGCACGAGAAAAGGGGAAUCGAUGGGCGAACGACUCGUGAGCAAUUUUCUGUCCGUGUUGGCACGAAAGUGCGGGACGCGCAAAACCAAUCCAUUCCAAUUUGCAAUAAAAGCGAUUCCUUCCGUUGCAGUGAGUGUGCCCGUGGAAGUAACGGGCCGCUCGUUGAACACACACACACAUACACGCAAAGUAGGGCGCUAGAAGACAAGCCAGCACACCAACACGUCCAACAGUAGGCAACGCUAGUAUUCAUCCCCUGUGCGCUGGUGUUCCAUCCGAUUCCGAAGCGAUUUAGAAAGCUCGUAUCAAAUCAGUCCAUUCCGUUUCGAGUAUUGACAGCAGAUUAGUGUUGUGUGAGUGUAUCUGUAUAUCUGUAUGUGUGUGUGUAUGUUGAAGGUAGAGCAUCCAUUCAUUCGAUCAGCGUAGGGGGAGAGCAGCACUGUUAGUCUCAGGUCACACAAACCCAUCUGCACAGUAGAGAACUAUUCACUUUGAUCAGCAACUGCUAGGGUUUGAACUGUGCGGGGAAGCAUAUCCAGUGCUGCACAAACACACACACGCACAUUUCUCGUUAGAUCGAACGUAGCAGGGGAAGAUGAUCGAAAAACGAUUGCUUUGGUGGCUAGGGUAACACUGGCCCUACAGUGCUUAGCUCAACCGAAAGCGUCAAAACCGAAGCAGGCGAGGUACAAGAUGGUUGUUUGUUGUUUAGUAUUAUUUGCUAGUGGCUGUGGCAAGCUUUCCAGCAAGAAGCGGCCUAAAGCAUGCCCAAAAGCAUGUCGAAAUUAGCAACUAAGAACGAGCGAAAGUGAUAGAGAAGUAAGGACGAACGAACGAGGAGUGUGUGUGUGUAUGUGUGUGUGAGCCAGUGCUGUUUAUGUUUUCCCGCACUCCAACUCCAGGCCGAAGGAGAUACGCAAGAAGGUACUGAAAGUAUGUUGGCAAUUAUGAUACAUUCGUAGAAGGACAAAACGUUUAGGUCUAGAUAAAGUCAUACAAUGGAACACCAGUGAAACUUGUUGAUAGGCGUCUGUGCAAGAAGAUGAACAGCAAUUUGUCGGAAAACGGAAAGGCGCAUACAUGUUGUUGGGUAGAUAGAAUAGUAGAUUGCAAUAAUGGAGAAAACACUCUGUCCCGUGCGAUGACCUACGAUGUCGUGGUCCCCGUUGGCCUGUAGCAUGUGUAGGCAAACCAAGCAAACCACAGCAAUGGCGGAGCAUUGGAUAAAUAGUCCCUCAAAUAGUGAUUUAGUACGACAUUGCUCACACGUAUUACAUAAUAGAGAUAACGUAGAACAACCACCAGGGCAGGCAAACAAGAAAGCACCAUCUCUCUCACCAAGGGCUAGCGUGUUGAGGGUACGAUUUCGGUUACAUUUCAUUCUCUAAUUACUAUUAUCGUGGCAUAUCGUUUGUGCAUCCUUUUCCACUGUAGGCAGCAAUGCAGCUAACGCUAUAGAAAGCAACACAAGCAAACAAACACAGACACACCAAGACUCAAUGCGGAAACGUAACAGCAAUAUUUGAUUAUAGGAUGAUAGGGCUGCGCUUCAUGUUAGAAAGAGAGAGAGAGCGAGAUAGAGCGGGUGAAACAGGGUUUCGGUCACAGUAGUAGGCCAUCCCCGUCGAAAGAGGUGAUUUUAACUUGUAACUAGCGGAAAAGGUUAUUGUGAUUUAGUUGUUUAAGUUAGACAAGAGCAAAUUUUGUGUUUUUGUGUGCUGUUCGCUCAAAUGACUUUUUGGCUUUUGUUUUAAGCGUGCUUUAUGAAUGAAACGUCAUAUCCUAAUCGAGAGAAAGAGAGAGUUAUGUUUAGCUUACAAUUCGUUUGUUCAUAUCGUUUACAACAAUUACAACACACAACUCUCUACACAUCCUCUCACAUGUUAUCUACCACGGUCACCGGCUUUAUCAACCCCCCCGUCGGCGUGCCAGUAGAAGCUUAGGGAAGGUUACGGGGUGGCAAAGACAAAUGGGGACGCGUGCAUCCACUGAGUAUUUGAGUUAAUUUGUUAUUGCUACACGACGCUCUGUUUAGUAUAAAAUGUGUUGCAAAUGCUAAUCGAUUUGUGUGAUUUUAAGCUUAUCGUUUGGGAGGGUUUUGUUUCGUUCCUUUUUCCUGUAAAGAACAACGAGAUGUAGGAUGGGAAGAUGCUUUAGUUAGGAGGAACCGCCCGGAAGAAACGAACACUGUUAUGUACAUAGCUGACAACGGAACUAUAUGGCUUUUUUUGUGUGUGUCUGCGUUAAGAUCGGCAUAAUUCAUAUCAUUUAUUAAGCCCCCUUCCUCCCCUUGCGGAUGCUGCUGCCGAAGCACCGUUUGUGUAUAUUUAUUUUUAAUAUAUCUUUAUGUUAUGUUUGUCGUGUGCAUUCCUCUUCUGCCCUGUAAUACUAGUAGAAGAUGAUCCGAUUCCCCCCUCCCUAUCCAUUACUCUUCUCUACAUCUUACCAGCGAUAAUAGAACGAUCGUGCUUCGAUGUGUGUCCAAUGUUAUACUAGAGGAAGGGAAAGAGAGAGAGAGUGAGUGAGGCGCAAAUUCGUUUCAGAUCGUAUUUCACACAAUCAUUGUUAAAUAGCGUUAGGACAACGAGUGGUAGUACACACAAGAGGUGGAUUAGUCCUAAUUGUCUUACUCUAUAGUACUAGCCUAGUGCAUUCCUUGCCCUCUCCUUAACUCCCUCCUGAACUAUCUCCACCUUUCCGACUUUAUCUAGCCCGAGAGGGGGGAGAUCAUGAAUGUGAAAAAAGAAAAAGAAAACAUCUUUCCUGUGUAAUAAAUAAAGCUGUAUAGUAAUAAUGAUGACUUAGUAGGGGAGAGCGCUUCUAGUAGUAGUAGAUCCGUGUGACCCACGGUGGUUGUUGUUGCAAUAAAGAUAUGACCGUUGUGACAGAAA
Molecule: messenger RNA, 10837 nt
Organism: Anopheles gambiae (African malaria mosquito)
Lineage: Eukaryota; Metazoa; Arthropoda; Insecta; Diptera; Culicidae
Gene: Khc-73
Product: kinesin-like protein KIF13A
Exons: 13
Coding region: 941-6568 (1875 amino acids)
Biological process (GO): microtubule-based movement; cytoskeleton-dependent intracellular transport
Cellular component (GO): kinesin complex; microtubule
Molecular function (GO): microtubule binding; microtubule motor activity; ATP hydrolysis activity
Source: RefSeq, a predicted model, not a curated record